Messenger RNA from Lepisosteus oculatus (spotted gar), 582 nucleotides. NCBI's taxonomy places the organism in Eukaryota, Metazoa, Chordata, Actinopteri, Semionotiformes, Lepisosteidae. The record is from RefSeq and is a predicted model, not a curated record.
AUGAAGCAAGCUAGCACUGAAUGCCUCAUGGAAUUCUACUAUCACAUGUAUGGAGCUGGCAUUGGAGACCUGAGUGUCUUCUUGCGUGAAGACUCCCGUGACACACUGCUGUGGACGUUGUCUGGUAACAAAGGUAACAGGUGGAGGAGGGCAGUUGUGGGAAUUGGACGCAUUCCUCGGAUCUUCCAUAUUAUUUUUGAGGCCACCAGGAGCUACAGUACCUUUGGGGAUAUUGCCAUUGAUGACAUUUCCUUCCAGAACUGCCCUCUAAAAGAUUCACAAGCCACUUGCCCAGGAGACGAAUUUCAAUGUUCAAAUUUAGUCUGCAUUGAUAUGGGCAAGAUAUGUGAUUUCAGUGAUGACUGUGGUGACAGAAGUGAUGAAAUCGACUGUGGGCUGCUUGGGUAUAAGGAGCACUGCAGCUUUGAAAAUGGGCUGUGCUCUUGGGAGAAGAGUGAUCUGGACACUCCAGGUUAUGAGUGGAAACGCCAGGAAGGCCAGAUUGGAGGAGGUGUCACAGGGCCUCCUAGAGAUCACACCAAGAACUCGGCUGCAGGCAAGCAGGCCUUUGGAAUUCAAUAG